Neltuma alba is the source of this 984-nucleotide messenger RNA. RefSeq names its product calcium uptake protein, mitochondrial-like. NCBI's taxonomy places the organism in Eukaryota, Viridiplantae, Streptophyta, Magnoliopsida, Fabales, Fabaceae. Gene Ontology annotation, biological process: mitochondrial calcium ion homeostasis; calcium import into the mitochondrion. The record is from RefSeq and is a predicted model, not a curated record. The transcript has 6 exons. Gene Ontology annotation, molecular function: calcium ion binding. Gene Ontology annotation, cellular component: uniplex complex. The annotation marks the transcript as partial.
AUGUUUUCUUGGACGUCCCUCACAAGAUUUCGGCAUUCUUUUCAUCGAGUCCUUUCUAUUCGACCUUCUACUGGUGUUAGGGUCUUUUCCGGCCAAUCACAACCCUCCACAUUGUCAUCGUCAACCUUAACCUCCACCACCACCUCCGCCGGAGGAUUAAAAAAUGGUGAUAAAACGGACUUUGACAAGUUUGUAACGUCGGUUUCGGGACUUGCGGUGGUUAGCUCUGCCUUAGGGUUUUGGUAUUUUUAUAAUUCUUUGGGUGAGGAUUCUGUUCAGGCAUUCGCUGAUUAUGCAAGGGAUGAGAAUCAGCUUCAGCAACAGUAUGAACCUCAGGCAAAAUCCUCCUUCCUCUUCAAUGAAAGCUUUAGGAGAAGAGUAUUUUUCAAAUACGAAAAACGGAUUCGCUUGCAAAGCCCCCCUGAAAAGGUUUUUGAGUACUUUGCAUCAGUGAGAACAGCAGGAAGCCGUGAGGCAUUUAUGACACCGGCGGAUUUGAUGCGAGCGGUUGUGCCGGUGUUUCCGCCAUCAGGAUCAUCUCGUGUGAGAGAAGGUUAUCUCCCAGGAGAGAAGCAUCCUGGUGAACUCAGUUGUCCUCCUUCUCAGUUCUUCAUGCUUUUUGACACUAACAAUGAUGGUCUCAUUUCUUUUCCAGAGUACAUCUUCUUUGUUACUCUCCUGAGCAUCCCAGAGUCUGGCUUUCAAGUGGCAUUUAAAAUGUUUGAUCUUGACAAUAACGGGCAUAUAGACAAGCAAGAAUUCAACAAAGUGAUGACCUUGAUGCGAAGCCAGCACAGACAAGGGGAUGUAACUGUUGUAGAAGAUGGGGGUCUCUUCCAGUAUUUUUUUGGCAAAGACGGAAAGGAUUGUUUAAAUAUUGAGAAAUUUGGCCAAUUCUUGAGAGACCUACAUGAUGAGAUAUUGCGGUUAGAGUUCUCCCAUUAUGACUACAACGAAAGAGGAGCAUUUCAGCCAGAGAUUCGG